AGAAAUUAGAUCAGCUGUUGGGCGUUUGCACAUACUACAUAUUCCAUUCGGUGCAGUUUUAUGCAAUUUUGUAAGACAUUCUAAUGGAUAGUGAGCCACCAUACGAUGGUCGUCUGGUUGAUUUAGUGGAUAACGAGUGGAUCGCCGACGAGUUACCUUUCGACCACAUUCAAGUGCCUUGUGAUAAAUUGCCAGAUCCCGAGGCGGAUAAUGGCGAUUCGCAUAUGACGCUGAAAGAACAAGAACAAAAAUGGACUGACUUGGCCCUCGCCUCGCUGGCUCCGGAUCUAUCAGUCACAGAACAAGUUAAUUUUCCAGGUGUUUAA
Anopheles nili is the source of this 326-nucleotide messenger RNA. RefSeq names its product anaphase-promoting complex subunit 13. Gene Ontology annotation, biological process: protein K11-linked ubiquitination. The record is from RefSeq and is a predicted model, not a curated record. NCBI's taxonomy places the organism in Eukaryota, Metazoa, Arthropoda, Insecta, Diptera, Culicidae. The transcript has 2 exons. Gene Ontology annotation, cellular component: anaphase-promoting complex. Bases 84 to 326 code for a protein of 80 amino acids.